AUGGAUGAUGCGGAUUUUGUGGUCAAUGUGGGAUCGACUGAUACUAGAAUAGAUGGUGUUGGAUCGAAUGUGCCGAUUAUUGGGAUGUUGUUUCAAUCUGCAGAUGAAAUGUUUGAGUAUUACAAGGCAUAUGGACAAGUUAAGGGAUUCUCUAUUAAGAGGAGAUCAUUAACCAGGGAUGCAAAUGGCGUCUAUCGAUAUCUUGUAUUUUCCUGUGGGCGGUCUGAUAAGUACAUUAGCCAUUCGAAAAAUCUUGUCAAUCAUCGGGCUAAUUCCAAGAAUGAUUGUAAGGCCAGACUUGUUGCUCGGUUAUCUGCAUGUGAGAAAUGGGAGAUUACACAAUUAAAUGAUGUGCACAAUCAUAAUCUGAGCCCUACACAUUCUAGGUUCUUUACUUGCAAUAGAGAGAUUAAUCCACACGUGAAGAGACAGUUAGAGAUAAAUGACAUUGCAGGGAUUAGGCCAAACAAGAGUCACAAUUCUUUUGUAAUUGGAGCUGGUGGUCAUGACAAUUUGAAAUUUUUGGAACGGGACACUCGCAAUCAUCUUGCUCAUUUGAGGUGUAUGCGUCUUGGUGAGGGUGAUGCAAAUGCGGUUCAGAUGUAUUUCACUAAGAUGCAAGCUAACAACCAUGGGUUUUUUUCACUAAUUGAUUGGGAUGAGGAUGGUAGACUGAGAAAUUUGUUUUGGGCGGAUCAACGCAGUAGGGCUGCAUACCAUGAGUUUGGUGAUGUAGUUACUUUCGACACGACAUACCUAACAAACAAAUAUGAUAUGCCGUUUGCUCCUUUCGUUGGGGUUAAUCACCAUGUUCACUCUAUAUUAUUAGGAUGUGGACUGAUAUCUGGCGAGGAUACAGAAACUUUUGUAUGGCUUUUUAGAACUUGGCUUGCUUGUAUGGGUGGUGUUCCUCCUUCAGGUAUUAUCACUGAUCAAGAUAGGGCAAUGAAGAAUGCGAUACAGUUCGUAUUUCCAACAACUCGCCACAGACUAUGUCUAUGGCAUAUUAUGAAGAAAUUGCCUAAAAAAUUUGGUUCACAUCGUGAAUAUGAGGGUAUAUCUCGUUUAUUACACGCCGCUGUUUAUGAUACACACAGUAUUGAGAAUUUCGAAGAUGCGUGGCGUACAUUGGUUGGAAGAUAUAAUCUGGAAGGAAAUGCAUGGCUAUCUUCUUUGUAUUUAGAUAGGGAGAUGUGGGUGCCUAUUUUUGUACGAAAAUACUUUUGGGCUGGGAUGUCUACAACACAGCGAAGUGAGAGUAUGAACGCAUUUUUUGAUGGGUACGUUAACUCAAAGACUACGCUAAAGCAGUUUGUGGAACAAUAUGAGAAUGCUUAG
Molecule: messenger RNA, 1338 nt
Organism: Tripterygium wilfordii
Lineage: Eukaryota; Viridiplantae; Streptophyta; Magnoliopsida; Celastrales; Celastraceae
Product: protein FAR1-RELATED SEQUENCE 5-like
Exons: 2
Coding region: 1-1338 (445 amino acids)
Biological process (GO): regulation of DNA-templated transcription
Source: RefSeq, a predicted model, not a curated record